AUCCACAUUGAGAGCCUAAAAAAACUGGGCGAGGUUUUCAUGACAGACAUCUUCUCAGAGGAGACCAUCGCCAAACAAGCGCUUCUUAUCUCACCCACCACCUGUCUGAGUGCGCACGUGGGCGGCUACCUACCGGUGCACUGUGUGUACAGUCUGAUGAAUAGCGGGAUAAUACCGAUAUCAAAUGCCAGUAAGGGCAAGACCCAGCCAUACACGUGGUACACUCCCGCCAAAAAUGUGUUUCUGCGGACGAACCCCACAUCUACACAGAAGAGCAGUCGGCCUCAGGUGUGA
Messenger RNA from Sphaeroforma arctica JP610, 294 nucleotides. RefSeq lists its product as hypothetical. The transcript has a single exon. NCBI's taxonomy places the organism in Eukaryota, Ichthyosporea, Ichthyophonida. The annotation marks the transcript as partial. Gene Ontology annotation, cellular component: integrator complex. The record is from RefSeq and is a predicted model, not a curated record.